Messenger RNA from Thyridium curvatum, 1062 nucleotides. RefSeq lists its product as uncharacterized. Lineage: Eukaryota; Fungi; Ascomycota; Sordariomycetes; Thyridiales; Thyridiaceae. The record is from RefSeq and is a predicted model, not a curated record. Gene Ontology annotation, biological process: positive regulation of transcription from RNA polymerase II promoter by glucose. Bases 1 to 1062 code for a protein of 353 amino acids. The transcript has a single exon. Gene Ontology annotation, molecular function: sequence-specific DNA binding. Gene Ontology annotation, cellular component: nucleus.
AUGGCAACUAUGGCAUCUGCUGCUCGCGAUAUCCAUGCGACCUCCCCCCGAGACACCUUAGCUGGUGUAGCGGCCCGGAGCGUCCCUGUGACGAGAGCUCACCCUCUUCCCCUUCCUACCCCUCCCAACUCGAUCUCUCCUGCCCUCCCUCCUCACGGGCUCAAAGCCCAGCUGCAGAAGGCGAAGCUCGAAGCCAUCGACUCAGACCUCGACCUGCACGAAGCGCCUGGCAACGCCGGCGCGUACGGGUCUCCCCCCUUUGACUCUGCCGGCGCGAUCACCCCGUCGAUGCUCGCCAAGUAUCACCUGCCGGAGAUCCUGCUGAACCACGGCCCGCUCGCGAUCCGCCAUGUCAUGGGCUAUCUCACGACAUCGGUUCCCGGUUUCGCCGGCAUACCACCUGCCAAGGCGAGGAGACUGGUGGUCGGCGCGCUAGAAGGCCGAGGAAGUGGCGGCGAAGGUGGCGGCUUGGAAGGCGACGUGGAGUUUGAGAAGGUUGGUUGGGGGCGUUGGGAUGCGCGACGCCGGGGCCAGCCGCGACGGGCAACGAGCACGGAGCGGCUGUCCCCAACCUCGCACCCGUCUGGGAUCCCUAUCACUCAGGGUUCUGGAUGGAACACGGAGAGAGCUCGCUUGGCUGGACGGCGAGCCAGCCCGGGCGAGUCGGCGGCAUUCUCGCACGACGAUCACGACAUCAUGAUGAUGGAACACGAGGCGGACAGGAUGUCUAUGGACGGAUCAGCCUCUGCCUCCUGCUCGGAGGCUCCAGAUGAUGAUGUCAUGAUGAACGACGACCCCGAGGAUGCCACCGACGACGAAGACUGGGGCGCAAUGGGUGCGGCCGCCCUGCGCGCAAACUCCUAUUCCAAGUCGGCACAGCCGGGUUUCAUGUCGCGUGCACAUGCUUCGGGCCCUGGCAUGCGCUCCGCUUCCUAUGCCUUUGGUGGCAUGGCCCGCGAGCCUCUGGGGGCCCGCGACUUUGGCUUCACUCCCAUGGGCGUCGCCUCGGACGCUCAGGAACGCGACGCAGUCGAAGCCCUGCUUCGGCUGGGUUCUGUAUAA